Brienomyrus brachyistius is the source of this 8728-nucleotide messenger RNA. RefSeq names its product AT rich interactive domain 3A (BRIGHT-like) (gene arid3a). The coding region runs from base 754 to 2412 and encodes 552 amino acids. Gene Ontology annotation, cellular component: nucleus. The record is from RefSeq and is a predicted model, not a curated record. Gene Ontology annotation, molecular function: DNA binding. NCBI's taxonomy places the organism in Eukaryota, Metazoa, Chordata, Actinopteri, Osteoglossiformes, Mormyridae. The transcript is spliced from 9 exons. Gene Ontology annotation, biological process: regulation of transcription by RNA polymerase II.
UGGGGUAGGUUGGCCCCUCUGAUUCAGAGGUUAGGAAUUUGCAUCUGAUCGCUGUUUGUCAACCAAUGGUUUGACUCGAGGAUCGUGAGCACGCCUUAGAUUAGGCAAGGAUACAAUGUUACGUCUAAAUAGAGCCAUACUUUGAAAUCGAAUUUGAUGAUUGCAAUCGAAUAUAAAUAAUACGAUCGGGACAGAACUAUACUUCGUUGAUUUACGUUAAAUAUUCAUUUAAUAAUCAUAUUACAUUGACGCACAAAUCAGGAAUGUUUCUUCCGGUUCCCAAGAGUACAAAAACAAAACGGAAGCUGAUGUGGCCCUGAGGGGUCCAAAGCUCACUGGGUGCAUGGUGACCUCAUCGCUCUAGACGGCAUCUUGCUGGGCUUUGCUUUCGGACCGAGCUGAACGCCUGACAACCUGUGGCUUUCCUGAAAACUCCAUCUUUCUUCGUCACUCUGGGUUCUUUGACUGCAGCUACUCAGGACUGGGAUAGAUUCCCGAAGUUCAAAACUGGGACUUUUUUUAGCCACUUAUCCCUCUCAAGUAAUUAGUGUCCCAGUUCUUCACAUUCCAGGUUGGGACUUUUUAUUUCUCAGGUGGAAAUAAUACUGUGAGGAUCAAAUUUUUCUCCCCCUGGAGAAUUUCAGCCUAUUUUCCCCGUUGUAGCUCACAGGCGGGAGCCCUCCUUUGUGUGUACCUGUGCCCCUUAGCUCUGACGGAGGCAGCCGGGGCUGUGCUGGGCAGCAUUCUCCGGAGAUGAAGCUGCAGGCUGUGAUGGAGAACCUGCACAGGCAGCAGAGGGCCAAGCUGCUCCUGGAGCAGCAGCAGGCUGGCCAGUUGCAGGCGCGGCGCCCCCCCCCUCAGGCCCGCUCGCUGGAUGGAGUUGGCGCAGGGAGCCCCGCCCCCGAGUCGGAGCCGGCCGAGACGGUAGCGCUGGCGGCCAUGAGGGCAGCGGCCGCCGGCUUGCAGAGGGCGCCGGACAGCCCCGUUUCGGGGCACAGCAGUGCAGGAGAUGACGAGGAAGACGAGGAGGAAGAGGAGGAGGAGGAGGGGAGAGAGGGCCAUUACAAGGACAUGAUGGGCUCUGAUGAAGAGGAGCACAUAAAGCAAAAGUGGGAUGAAGAUGACUUUGAGAAGGACAUGGAGGAUGACUAUGAGGAUGGUCUGGGUGAGGAGGCUGUCAUGGCAGGGAGGGACAAGGUGACGGCUGGAAGAGGGGUACUCCUACUGCCGCAGCGCCAGCUGAACCCGCACGGCCUGCUGCUCAAGGCCCGGCCCACCUCGGACCCAGAGGCACGCAUAUCUUCCUUGGCGCCUCAUAGUUCUCACAGCCAGUUGGCUGCCCAGGACCACGGCGAGUGGACCUAUGAGGAGCAAUUCAGGCAGCUCUAUGAGUUGGACUCAGACCCAAACAGAAAAGAGUUCCUGGACGACCUCUUCAGCUUCAUGCAGCAGAGAGGGACGCCGGUGAACCGGAUACCCAUCAUGGCCAAGCAGGUGCUGGACUUGUACAUGCUGUACCAGCUGGUGACGGAGAAGGGGGGGCUGGUGGAGGUCAUCAACAAGAAGCUGUGGAGGGAGAUAACCAAGGGCCUGAACCUGCCCACCUCCAUCACCAGCGCCGCCUUCACGCUCAGGACGCAAUACAUGAAGUACCUGUACCCUUACGAAUGUGACAAGCGGGGCCUCAGUAACCCGGAUGAGCUGCAGGCAGCUAUCGACAGUAACCGGCGGGAGGGUCGGCGGCAGAGUUUCGGGGGGUCGCUCUUCACCUAUUCGCCCAACGGCACCCCCACCAUGCUCUCCUCACCCAAGCUGAACAUCCCGAGCAUGGGCAUGGCUAUGGGCACCAACGGUGCUGCGCUCACCCCCAUCCAGAAGAUUAAGAAAGAAGAGGACGGCGGCCAGGCCCCCACAGGCGGGGGCCGGGGGGGGGGCUCUCUGCCGAGCCACUCGGUGGUGGCGGUGCAGGCGGCCGCGGCCCAGGCAGCCAUGGCGGCUCAGGUGGCCGCGCUGGAGCAGCUCAGGGACAGACUGGAGGCAGGCGAGCCACCCGAGAAGAAGAUGGCUCUGCCCGUUGAAGAGCACCAGCGGCUCCUGCAGAGGGCGCUUCAGCAGAACCUGCUUGCCAUGACGGCUCAGAUGCCCAUGAACAUACGCAUCAGUAACCAGGAUGGGAGACAGGACUCUGCCCUGAAUCUAAGCACUAAUGGUAUGAGCAGCAUCAGCAUGUCUGUGGAGCUGAAUGGGGUUGUCUACACUGGUGUGCUUUUUGCUCAGGCAGCUGGGUCAGCCCCGUCAGGCCCCCCUGGAAGCUCAAACUCCAAUAGCAGCAAAGCGCCCGGCAGCCGGAGCAGCUCGCAGCCGGUGCCUCACACACCUACCUCAUCUUCCUCCACCAACCCAUCGCCAUAGCGAUCUCGCUCCACUCUUUUGUAAAGCUAACUAAAGCCAAAAACCAACCUCAUUUUUUAUAUAGCCUACACCAAAAAAAGGAUGGAAAAAUAUGAAUUAAAGCUGAAGCUAACAUGAUAUCUCAGGUGUUCCGCCACCCUUUCUAACUUCUCAGACAGGUUCCUGAUUAGCAGCCAGUUUUCACAGAAGAGCCAAUGUAAUGGAGAUGUACGGAGAUGUUUAUCCACAACCUACGAAUUACUUGUACCAUAAAUCUACAGACUACAUGAGAAUGAAAGGAAUUCCAAUGUAGUGCUUUUCCACCGUUAAAUUCUUCACACAUCUACUGAUAAACUUCUCUUCAAAUGAGAAAAAAUUCAAUGUUUUAUUUUAUAUGAAUGUUGAUAUGAUGGUGAUUUAUUAUUUCUAUUAUUAUUAUAAACCAUGGUAACUGCAAAGUGAAAAGUAUAUUUAGGGUUUUUAAAAGAAUUUGUAAAUAUCUUCUAUUUUAUUCUUCAGAUGGUUUAUAUAUAUACUUUUUUUUCUUCAUGGCGUCUCCUCAGCUUAAGACUCAAUGUCAGAUUUUAUGAUGCUGUUAAACGGGACACGAUAUUUGAUGGAUAAACAGUUGGUACAUAACUGUAGCCAUAUGUCCAAGAGACCUCCUCUCCAACAAGCAUACAGAAAGGCAAUGCAAUGUAUUGUUUAGUUUUUCAAGAAGUGCUUUAAAAAAAAUAAAAUUAGCCUUGCAGAUUUUUGAUAAUUUGACCCUUUCUCUGGUGUUGGACCUCAGCUUGCAAGGAAUAUAUUAGUCUGUAGGUUUUGCUAGUCUUACUCAGCUGUAGUACAGUCCAGCAUCUCUCUGGCCUUUUAUCGCCUAUUUAAUCUGAAAAUAUUCCGUAGUGGGUGAAGUGCCGUAAUUGGAGUUCAUGCAUAUACCACAAUACCUCAGUUCUGCAUAUCCAGAAUGGUGAGCUCUCACCACUUUAACUGGCUGAAUAUUACAUGUACUGUUAUUCCUGGGGGGGGCUCAGUGGACAAGGGCCUUUAACAAUGACGUCUGCAGGGCUGUUGGACUCUCUCUCUUAUUUUUCUUUUGCCUGUGAUGUGUGAGACCAUAUGAUCUCAUGGCUGGAUUGCAGCAGAAAACCUAGCAUGACGUUUGCGUCUCAUGGGGAUUCCGAGGGAGAGAGAGAGAGAGGGGAGAGAGAGCUGAAGCUGAGCAGUAGGUUGGUGAGCUUGUGGAAAUGUAGCCUAAAAGUAAGUAAUCGUGGCAUUUUUUCUGUUAUGUCCGUGAGUAGGCGUGCUAAAAGAGAACAGACCUCAGUGUUCUGGUAUGCAAACGGACCAGUUUAAUAUGGCGUAAUACAGAACUUUGCUUUUAAUGCAAUGUUUCGUGUCUUACGACAUGUCUGCAAGAUUAUCUGUAUGAGAUGUAGGUUUUUCUCGCUCCGCCUCAGGAAGAAUUUAUCUCCUGAUCCCCAGGCUUGUGUAAUACAGCGAUGCCUUGCAUUAAAUCAGAUGGGCUGAAUGGAAGUGCAUGGAAAACAAAGCCACUCAGCGACGUGGUUGCGAAAUGCUUUUCGACUAGCUUUCCUGAUUUCCCUGCUUUGUUAUAACAACACAGGUUUGUUUCUAGUAAUUUUGAUAUUUCUCUUUGCUGUGUAUCAGUUGCUGGUUGUUGGCUUCGUGGUUGUUUUUCGGGCUCAAAGCUUAUAAUAGUGUGUGCUUAGAAUAACCAUUUAGACAGUGCAGCUCAGAGGCCAUUGGCAGUUUUCAGUUCCUAAGCUCGUACACUGAAACACUAAUAUCAAUGUUUCUGCUGAUUUUCUGGAUUGCUACAGGAAGGACCCUCGUGGUUAUUCUGUUACAAAAAGGCUUUGUUAAAAUGUUAAAAUUCUGAAAUACCUCACUAUUCAUCCACUCUAUCACUUCAGAUUCCGCAACACUAUCAACCUGACGACAUAUAUGGACAGUAAUCCUAGAGGUGCAAUAAAGAUAUUUUUAAAUUUUCUACUGAUUCACUAUUCUAUAUGGAAAAUAUUAUUAGAAUUUAUUUCAAAGUUUUACUAUUUCAGGAAAAAAAGCUUUUGGCUAUUUGGAGUUAAUAUUUCUGUAGUUAAUUCCUGAUUCAUUUUGCUGCUGUAAAUGUGUGGUGUUCUGUCCAACAUUCUCACAAUAAAAUAUUUCUUUUUGCCUCUUUGAAUCAGAAUCAGAAUAAGAAUUGUUUUUUUUUUUUGUCACCAAGUACUUUGAUAUAGGAGGAAUUUGUUUUGGGGUAUUUCGCUAAAGUAGACAACAGCACAAAUCGGUCAUUAAUUUAAAGAAUUUAGGAUGAUUUUUGGAGGCAGAAAUGGGGUAAUCAGUUGCUACUCCUGGUUAAAGUGUAUUUGCAUUUUUAAAUUAUUGUGGUGUACAUGUUAAAGUGGUAGAAGUGUCAUAUGGUGAGUUUCAAAUUGAUUAUACAAUCUCAGUAAAGAAUUUCUACGCAAAAGUAAAGAGAAUGUCAUGCGGUUUCCUUCUACGGUACUGGAGUAUUUUUUUUGGUGAAAAGGAGUCAUUCAGCACAUAACUGUGUAAGAUUAUGUACUUCGGAAAACACUUAAUCAUUUUACAGCAGACUUUGUCUUGAAUGAUCUGUUAUUCAAGUGGAUUGAAGUGCUUUUUGACUGGUUCAGUACAGUUGUGUGUGGCAGUUUUAUUGGGUGAUUUUCAUAAUAACUUUUAACCAUGUUUGAAUACGAAAAUUUGUAAAGUUUCAGAUUUGAAGGACAGAAAAUAAGAGUAAUGCAACAAAAAUCUGAAGUCUUUUAUUCUUUUAAAUUAAAAAUGUGAUAUUUGGAUAUAUCAAUUCAUCUUUGUCUACUCCUGAUCAGAAUCUUGGGCUAUUUUGGUAAGUUGUCAUUAAACACUAUAGCAAAUUCUCAAGUAAUUAUGUAGAGCCCAGUAUGGAAAGCAACUUCUAUUCAGUCAAACGAAUAGAUUUUUCAAGUGAUUUUCUUAUCCCCUUUGCAUUGUUUUUUUUUCCUUUCUGGGUGGCUGCAUUAUUAGCAAUGAGCUAAAUGAGUUUUUGUGAACUUUUGGUAAAUUUGAAUCUCUCUUAUAGACAUAACAAAUUGCUAACAUUUUUUUCUCUCUUUAAAUUCCCCUCACUUGUGAUUUUGCUCCAUUUGGGGUAAAUAUCUGGCGCUUGCUUACUUGUAAGAUACGUGUUUAUGUUUUGUCCUGGAGUAAAAAUAAAUAAAUGAUAGUAAGCCGAAUGACUAACAGAAUCUCCCAGGUCAGUUCGGAUGUUCAGGUUGACCUUCUGACCUCCCAGCUUUCUGCAAGGUCUCGUCCAGCUGCAGGCGCGUAGCUCUGUGUUUCUCUGAAGUCUCUGAGGUUGGACAUUCAGAAAUGUCUUUGUUGUUAUGAAGGCCAAAGCUGUUACUCCAGCUUCAGUAAAUAACACCAGAUCCAAAAAUGAUGUACCUUUAUUGAUUGCUCUCAGGGAAAAUGCUGCUUUAUGCCUUAAUGUUUAUCAGGGGAUGUUACAACACUGAAUACCUCAUGGUUUUAUUUACUGAAGUCGAUUUCUCAUAUAUGAGCUUUUGUCUACCUCACAAAAUAGAAAUACAUUCAGACAGGCUUUAACAGACAGGAGCAUCAUGUGACUGUCUGCCCCAAUCACACCGCAGGAUGGUUCUGAAGCACAGUGAGCUGUAUAAUAAACUGAAUAUGGUUGCAAUGAGUUUUAUUUUUGGUGAAUGAAAUGUGUGAAAAACAAGCAGUUUUUUUUUUUUUUAUUAUUAUUAUUAUUCCUGAAAUUGUUGAUAAUGGGAGGCGGAGAUCAAGGAUUCUCCCCCAUCUGUCACUUCUGUUGUGGGGGCAUUUACAGCAUUUGGUGCUACUCUGAAGGGCUUUUAAUUCUCCUAUUUUAAACCCAUUAUAUUGUCAGGGUGUUUUUAGACUCUGGAAAUGGAUUUCACUCCAUUUAUAUUAUAUUGAUGUGUUGUUUGUCAAUAUUGAUUUUUUUUUUUUUAAAUCUAAAUUUAAUUUUGGUCUUUCCUACCAAUAUAGAAAGGAAGGUUUAAACUCUGUGUUCGAUAGUCAAAGGCCCUUUACAUGUAUAUUGCGCUGAGAUCCUUGCAGCUAAUCUCUUUAUACGAACUAGUUUCCUCUCUUUGCCUUUUGUCACACCCCUGGAAAGUGGCCUUUAGGCUGAAUUCCUUUUGCCUGGGCCGUUUUAUUGACAAAAUGCACUCGCUUCACAGAUGUCUGAUGUUAGUCCUGCCAGGUUGGAAUUGGAGGUCUCAAUACUGCACCCCUGUGCAUUCAAAACAGCACUGCAUCAAUAGAGGAUGUUAUGACAGCAGUGAGGCACAUCACGUCUGUUUUAUUUUCUUUGCAUGAAUUAGACAUGCUGAUGCAAAUUAUGAAACCUUAUCUCAUCUACUGUUAUUCUGUUUUAUGUAUUGUGUUGCUUGUAUGCUAUAGUUUUUUUUUUUUUUUUUUUUGUCCAAUUGCUGGAAAAUUUGGCAUAAGGUUAAACAGUGGAUUUUUGCUAUGUUUAUCAGUGAGGUUUUGCUCUCGAGGCUGAGAUAACAGCAUGUUAUCAUAAGCGAGUGAAAGUGACAGUAUGAAGUGGCUCAGGAAGAAUCUGUUUGCACGCUGUGAGAAUAUGGAGGUCUUGUGUUUCAAAUUCCACUCGCAUUAUUUUGGAGGACAAUCCUGAAAACUAUAAUCGUCUUAAAGCGUUUAAUCCAAACAUGGCAAUAAUGGCUGUAAAAUGUAUUUCUGUGGUCUUUUACUCAGUUACUGAUCCAUGUCUAACUUACAAUAAUUAUCUGGCAUUUUUUGAUCACACUUGGCAGAUGUACUAACCACAGUGGUACAAAUCAGUGUUUACUGUACCAGAGACUAACAGGUACUACCAAGCUCACACUCUGUUGCCUUAAAGAAUGAUGUUUCGGUUUGACUUUGCUGUCUGAAAGAAACCACCACUGUGAAUGUUAUUUGAUUUAGAGCUUAAUUUUCCUUUCAUUUUAAAGAGAAAAUGCUGAAUAACUUUACUACUAGGUACUCUAAUAGAAUUGCAACUGCUGGGGAAAAACUUUACAUUGUCAUGUUUAAAACUAGCUAUUGAAAUAACUAAUUAGCAACAGUAGUUUAUUGCAAGAGUUUUUUUGGGGAAAAGAUUACCUUAAAUUUUGCUUAUUAAAUGAUAAAAUGCCUUUUGCUGUGACAAUUCAUAAUGCUGUUUCCCCUUAUAUUAAACUGAGUUAAGCUUUGUGGCUUUUUAAAAUGAAUAAAUGAGCAUUAUUUUGUAAAUAAAGUUUUGUCCUUGAACUUCAUUAUAUUGUGUUAACCCAGCAAAGAUUUCAUAUGUAUUUUGUAAAAGAUGCAUUUCUAUAGUAAAAAAAAAAAACUUACUUAUUAUAUGCAAAAACAAUCUGAAUUUAGAUGAGAUAUCAUUUUCAGGAAAUCCACUACCUUCAGUUUCACAGAUUGGAGGUAGAGGAAAGGUUACAAGGGUUUACGUUUCUUUAAGAAACCCAAGUCUGGGAAAAGACUUAAUUUGCUUGUUGUGCACUUGCAUGAUGAUUGUGAAUAGUUUCCAUAACAGUGAGACCUGUGUCAUCAGGCCAGGAGCUGUGCAGAGCUGUGCAAAGCUCCAGCUGAGUGACGUCUGGAUCCACUGCAGAUCACAGUCUGUGUUGGACAGUCUGCGUGUUGGACAGUCUACAUGUUAGAGAUCUGCUUCCAGAACUUAUCUGGUGAUACUUUAUUCAAUAAGUAAUUGUGUAUAGUGCAGCUUGCUGACUAUUUAUGAAUUGCUUUAUAACCUUGGACAUACAGAAGUCCUUUUUCCAAAAAGAUAAAAAACAACAGGACAUGGGUAUGUUGAAGCCAUCUUUUGAGAUGUAGAGAGCAGUAUUAAAAAGCUAUAAUGUAUGGCAUGUUCUGAAUGCUUAGGAUUUGAUGUGGAAGCAUAUGAUCCUUUCUGAGAAUAGAACUGUUUUACUUUCCCUAAUGAAAUUUAAAUUUAAAGGCUUUUCGUGCAAUCCAGGAAAACUUUUGCAAUCAGGUGUUUUGCAAUGUAAAAAAUGUACAGCUUCAGAAAGUGGGUCAUUUUUCACUUUUAGCACUGUUAUAAAUUACUGUACAGUGCGUUUUUAUUCUCAGGUUUAAACAAAGGUCCAGGUGUCAUUGGUUUGUAACCAAAACACAUUGAAGGUUUACACAUUUUGUACUGUCAGACAUGUAUUCAAGCCCAGAUUAAUAUACGCAAAUGGAGAAUUUAAUCUGUAACCAAAUUCUAAAGAUUGUCAAUAAAUUUUUUCUGAUAUUUGCAUCA